Penicillium bovifimosum is the source of this 258-nucleotide messenger RNA. RefSeq lists its product as uncharacterized. The coding region runs from base 1 to 258 and encodes 85 amino acids. NCBI's taxonomy places the organism in Eukaryota, Fungi, Ascomycota, Eurotiomycetes, Eurotiales, Aspergillaceae. The record is from RefSeq and is a predicted model, not a curated record. The transcript has a single exon.
AUGCAGAUGCAGUAUUACGUUUCUGCAGACCGCGCGGGUCAACUGUCUCUCGGGGGUCCCGCUGCUCGUCCCGCGAUGCAGGAUCAUCCCGUCAAGGGAUGUUUCCAGGGACUUGGAACAGUCUUCCGCGGCUGCGAGGUCGAUGCAGCGGACGGCGGGGCGGAAAGCCGGUCCGGGCUGUGUGUUGUUGGGUCUUUGGGACAAAACGGCUGCGCUGCUGGUGAGACACUGACGCUGGGGUUCUGCAGAUUACUGUAG